This is a messenger RNA of [Candida] anglica, 669 nucleotides long. The record is from the annotation of a GenBank genome assembly. Lineage: Eukaryota; Fungi; Ascomycota; Pichiomycetes; Serinales; Debaryomycetaceae.
AUGUUUAAGAAACGUGUGGUUAAAAAGGACACUAUUCGUCCAGUAGAAAAACGUAAAUUUGAAGUUUCUGACUCUGACCAUUCAGACACCGAAAUUCAACCUUCUCUUGAUGGUAAAGAAGUUAAACCCAUCAGUGGCAAAGGAGGGUUCCAUGGAUUGAAAAAACCUAGAAAAGAUAAACUUGAGUCAAAGAUUGAAGAAAAUGGGUCUGGGCCCGUACAGCUUGAGUCUGUUGAAGAGAAAAAGCCAACUGAAGUAACAGGACCACUCAAGGCCAUUCCAGCUAAUAUAAAAACUACUACAAUUACUGAUUUCCAACCUGAUGUAUGUAAAGAUUACUUACAAACAGGAUAUUGUGGUUAUGGAGAUACUUGUAAAUUCCUCCAUGUAAGAGAUGAAUCAUUUCAAAAGAAAGCUAUUGUUAAAGAAUGGCAAAAUGUUCAACAAAAGAAGAGUACAACUGAUACAUCAUCAACGAUACCUUAUAGAUGUGUAAUUUGCAAGAAGGACUAUACAAAGCCAGUUAAAAUUAAUUGUGGACAUAUUUUUUGUCAAAAAUGUUUUUUGGAUACAUACAAAAAGAAACCAAAUUGUAAAAUAUGUGGUAAAGAUACACAGGGGACAUGUAUGCCUAUUCUGGCAAAGGAACUUGAAGAAUUAAUCAAGUAG